Messenger RNA from Echinops telfairi (small Madagascar hedgehog), 5787 nucleotides. It is a transcript of the gene ABCC3, whose product is annotated as ATP binding cassette subfamily C member 3. Gene Ontology annotation, biological process: transmembrane transport. The transcript has 31 exons. Bases 26 to 4594 code for a protein of 1522 amino acids. NCBI's taxonomy places the organism in Eukaryota, Metazoa, Chordata, Mammalia, Afrosoricida, Tenrecidae. The record is from RefSeq and is a predicted model, not a curated record. Gene Ontology annotation, cellular component: membrane. Gene Ontology annotation, molecular function: ATP hydrolysis activity; ATP binding; ABC-type transporter activity.
GGUUCCUUCGCGGCGCCCCGGCUCCAUGGACGCCCUGUGCGGCUCUGGGGAGCUCGGCUCCAAGUUCUGGGACUCCAACUUGUCCCUGCACACAGACAACCCCGACCUCACACCCUGCUUCCAGAACUCUCUGCUGGCCUGGGCCCCCUGCAUCUACCUGUGGGCUGCCCUGCCCUGCUACCUGCUCUACCUCCGCCGCUACCAUGGCGGCUACAUCGUCCUCUCCCAUCUCUGCAGGCUGAAGACGGCGCUGGGCGCCCUGCUGUGGUGUGUUUCCUGGGCGGACCUCUUCUACUCCUUCCACGGCCUGCUCCGUGGCCAGGCGCCUGCCCCCAUCUUCUUGGUCACCCCCUUGGUGGUGGGGCUCACUAUGCUGCUGGCCACCCUGCUGAUCCAGUACGAGCGGUUGCGGGGCGUCCAGUCCUCGGGGGUCCUCACUGUCUUCUGGUUCCUGUGUGUGCUCUGCGCCAUUGUCCCCUUCCGCUCCAAGAUCCUGUCGGCCGUGGCUGAGGGCAGGAUCUCCGACCCCUUCCGCUUCACCACCUUCUACAUCCACUUUGCCCUGCUGCUCUCUGCCCUCAUCCUGUCCUGCUUCAGAGAGAAGCCGCCCCUCUUCUCCCCAAAGAACAUCGACGCUAACCCCAGCCCAGAGACCAGCGCCGGCUUCCUCUCCCGUCUGACUUUCUGGUGGUUCACCGAGAUGGCCAUCCUUGGCUACCGGCGACCCCUGGAGAAUGGGGACCUCUGGUCUCUGAACGAGAACGACCGCACCCACGUGGUGGUGCAGCAGCUGCUGGAGACGUGGGAGCAGCAGAAGGCUGCACGAUGCGCGGCUGCGUUCAAGGAGAAGGUGUCAGGUGGCGAGGAAGAGGUGCUGGUGGGGGGCCAGGCCCGCCCCCGGGAGCCGUCCUUUCUGAAGGCCCUGAUAGUCACCUUUGGCCCCAGAUAUGUCAUCAGCUCCGGCUUCAAGCUAAUCCAGGACCUGCUCGCGUUCGUCAACCCCCAGCUACUCAGCAUCCUGAUCCAGUUUAUCUCGAACCCCUCCGCCCCCAACUGGUGGGGCUUCCUGGUGGCCGGGCUAAUGUUCGUGUGUGCGGUGGCCCAGACGGUGAUCCUGAACGUGUAUUACCGCCAGAUCUUCGGGGAGGCCUUGAGGCUCUACUCGGCUGUCAUCGGUGUCAUCUACAGGAAGGCCCUGGUCAUUACCAACUCAGUCAAGCGGGAGUCCACCUUGGGGGAAAUCGUCAACCUCAUGUCUGUGGAUUCCCAGCGCUUGUCAGAUGUUGCCCCCUUCCUCAACCUGCUGUGGUCGGCGCCCCUGCAGAUCACCCUGGCAAUCUACUUCCUCUGGCAGAACCUGGGCCCCUCCAUCCUGGCUGGGGUCGCCCUGAUGGUCUUACUGAUCCCGUUCAAUGGAGCUGUGGCCAUGAAGAUGCGGACUUUCCAGGUGGAGCAAAUGAAGCUGAAGGACUCGCGCAUCAAGCUAAUGAGUGAGGUCCUGGGUGGUAUCAAGGUGCUGAAGCUGUACGCCUGGGAGCCCAGCUUCCUGGAGCAGGUGGAGGGCAUCCGGAAGGACGAACUCCAGCUGCUGCGCAAGGCCACCUUCCUGCACGCCAUUUCCACCUUCACCUGGAUCUGCACCCCCUUCCUGGUUACCCUGAUCACCUUCUGGGUGUACGUGUCUGUGGACGAGACCAAUGUGCUGGAUGCCGAGAAGGCCUUUGUCUCCUUGACCCUGUUCAAUAUCUUAAAGAUGCCCCUCAGCAUGCUGCCCAAGCUCAUCAGCGCCAUGGUUCAGACCAGCGUGUCUCUGAAGCGGAUCCAGCAUUUCCUGAGCCAAGAUGAACUUGACCUUGAGUGUGUGGAGAGAAAGACCAUCUCCCCAGGCGAUGCCAUCACCAUAAACAAUGGCACCUUCACCUGGGCCCAGGACCUGCCCCCCACCCUGCACAGCCUAGACAUCCGAGUGCCAAAGGGGGCACUGGUGGCCGUGGUGGGGCCAGUGGGCUGUGGGAAGUCCUCACUGGUUUCUGCUUUGCUGGGGGAGAUGGAGACGCUGGAAGGCAAGGUGUCUGUGAAGGGCUCGGUGGCCUAUGUGCCCCAGCAGGCGUGGAUCCAGAACGCCACGCUUCAAGAAAAUGUGCUGUUUGGCCGAGCACUGGACUCCAAGCGCUACCAACGGACGUUGGAGGCCUGUGCCCUGGUGGCUGACCUGGAGGUGCUGUCCGGCGGGGACCAGACAGAGAUUGGAGAGAAGGGCAUUAACCUGUCCGGGGGCCAGCGGCAGCGGGUCAGCCUGGCCCGAGCUGUUUACAGUGACGCUGACGUUUUUCUGCUGGAUGACCCCCUGUCGGCUGUGGACUCCCACGUGGCCAAGCACAUCUUCGACCAAGUCAUUGGGCCAGAGGGUGUGCUGGCCAGGAAGACUCGGGUGCUGGUGACCCAUGGAAUCAGUUUCCUGCCCCAGAUGGACUUCAUCAUAGUAAUAGCUGACGGACAGGUGUCUGAGUUUGGCUCCUACCCAGCUUUGCUACAGCGCAAUGGCUCCUUUGCUGACUUCAUCUGCAACUAUGCCCCUGACGAGGAUGAGAGGCAGCAGGAGGACAGCAGAACCGCCUUGGAGGACGAGGAAGUGCUGUUGGUGGAAGACACACUCAGCAACCACACUGACAUGAGCGAGAGAGAGCCUGUCAUCUACGAGGUCCGGAAGCAGUUUAUGAGACAGCUGAGCUCCAUGUCUUCCGAUGGGGAGGGCGUCGGGCGGUCCGUGUCCCGGAAACGCCUGCUUUCAACAGACAAAGGGGCGCUGGCAACGGAGGCGAAGGCGAAGGGGGUGCUGAUCCAGGAGGAGAAGGAGGAGAUGGGCACUGUGAAGAUGACUGUCUUCUGGACCUACGCCAAGGCCAUGGGUCUCCGCACCCUCCUGCUCAUCUGUCUCCUGCACGUGGGGCAAAGUGCAGCGACCAUCGGGGCCAACGUGUGGCUCAGCGCGUGGACCAACGAGGCCAUGGUGCAGGGUGUCCAGAACAACACCUCCCUGAGACUGGGCGUCUAUGCCAGCUUGGGGAUGCUGCAAGGGCUCCUGGUGCUGCUGGCCGCCCUCUUGUUGGCCCUGGGCGGUGUCCAGGCAUCGAGAUUGCUUCACCAGGCACUGCUGUGCAACAGCAUGCAUGCACCGCAGUCCUUCUUCGACACCACGCCCUCAGGCCGGAUCCUCAACCGCUUCUCCAAGGACAUCUACGUCAUCGAUGAGGUCCUGGCCCCCACCAUUCAAAUGCUGCUCGACGUCUUCUUCAACUCCAUCGCCACCCUCGUGGUCAUCGUGACCAGCACCCCGCUCUUUGCCGUGGUCAUCUUGCCCCUGGCUGCCCUCUACAUCUACGUGCAGCGCUUCUAUGUGGCCACCUCAAGACAACUAAAGCGCCUGGAGUCAGUCAGCCGUUCCCCGAUCUACUCCCACUUCUCAGAGACAGUGACUGGGGCCAGCGUCAUCCGGGCCUAUGGCCGCAGCCAGGACUUCGUGGCUCUGGGGGAUGCCAAAGUGGACACCAACAAAAGGAGCGACUACGCCUACAUCAUCUCCAACCGGUGGCUGGGGAUCCGAGUGGAGUUUGUGGGGAACUGCGUUGUGCUCUUCGCUGCCUUCUUUGCCGUGAUUGGGAGAAGCAGCCUGAGUCCGGGACUGGUGGGCCUGUCUGUGUCCUAUGCCCUGCAGGUGACAUUUGCUCUGAAUUGGAUGGUACGAAUGAUGUCAGACUUGGAGUCUAAUAUUGUGGCCGUGGAGAGAGUCAAGGAGUACACUAAGAUCGAGACUGAGGCCCCCUGGGUGGUGGAGGGCCACCGCCCCCCUCAGGGCUGGCCCUCCCAUGGCAAAGUGGAGUUCCAGAAUUACUCUGUGCGCUACCGGCCAGGCCUGGACCUGGUGCUGAAGGACUUGAGUCUGUGCGUGCAGGGUGGUGAGAAGGUGGGCAUCGUGGGGCGCACGGGGGCCGGCAAGUCCUCCAUGACGCUCUGCCUGUUCCGCAUCCUGGAGGCCGCAGGGGGCCAGAUCCGCAUCGACGGCCUCAACGUGGCCGACAUGGGGCUGCAUGACCUGCGCUCUCAGCUCACCAUCAUCCCUCAGGACCCCAUCCUGUUCUCAGGAACGCUGCGUAUGAACCUAGACCCGUUCGGUCACUACUCAGACGAAGACGUCUGGCGGGCCCUGGAGCUAUCCCACCUGCGCGCAUUUGUGAGCGCCCAGCCGGCCGGCCUUGACUUCCAGUGCUCCGAGGGCGGGGAGAACCUCAGUGUCGGCCAGCGGCAGCUCGUGUGCCUGGCCCGAGCCCUGCUCCGGAAGAGCCGCAUCCUGGUGUUAGAUGAGGCCACAGCUGCCAUCGACCUGGAGACUGAUGACCUCAUCCAGGCCACCAUCCGCACCCAGUUUGAGACCUGCACAGUGCUGACCAUCGCACACCGGCUCAACACCAUCAUGGACUACACCAGGGUCCUGGUGCUGGACAAAGGGGCAAUAGCCGAAUUUGAUUCUCCCGUCAACCUCAUUGCCACCAGAGGCAUCUUCUAUGGGAUGGCCAAAGAUGCAGGACUUGCCUGACCCCUGGAAUUCCCUCCUGGCCACUCCUCAGGUUCACCCAGAAAGGAAAUGGUACCAAAUAUGGAUUGGACUGGACGGCUGAUUCGGGGCAGGACAGUGCCCCACAGCAGGCCGAUCCAAUCCCUGUGCUGACUGCUGUUGGUGAGGAAGUGCAGCCCAACAGGUGGAGCGCAGUGCCUGAGGCAGAGCCCGGACUAGUCCCUAGGCCCGAUUCCCAAAUCUGGUGUUAUUUCCACACCGCUCCGCUCACCAUCUCUUUACGAAGCUCCCUCCCUCCCUGCUGACUUUUUUUCCCCCUAUUCCUUAUACAAUUUUUAAAAGAAAAUUCUUCCUCUUGCCCCUGAAGACUGCCAGUCCAGGCUGUCUUUAAGAACCGAGGCCUGUACUUGGCUGGGGUCCAUUGAAAAAGCAGCCCUGGCAGAUGGAGAUGUACUCACCAGCCUCUACCUGGGCCUGUGCACCAGAUUUGGGGGCAGUGCCUUCUUUUGGGGAGUGGGGGUGUUUUUGCAUCCAUCCACAGGGCUGCUCGUCGGAAAGCUUUGGCCCCCAAAUCCUUUGGCUGGAAAUGGUGUCUUCACAACCAGAACUGACUAGGCUAGUGACAGUAAGUAGCCCCUGCUCUGUUGUGCAGGUCGUAUAAAAACAUCGAGAAAUAAAGCCCCUUGAGGUCUGACCGGCGGGCUCUUGGGAGAACUGCCGUGAACACCGCAUCCCUCCAGCCGGUCUCUCCGGGCGCCAAGGAGUCCCCGGUACUCUAUUCCUCAUCCCUUCCAAGUCUGUUCCUGAUGGGACCCCUAACCACUACAGCCCCCCAGUCGUUCAUCUCCCUCUGCCGGCCCGAGCGGAGCGUGCCAGCCUCGAGAAGGCCUGAGGCCGCCACCUGGGAAGGGAGAUGUGAGGGGUGAAUUCGCUGGGCUCUCAGGCCGCCAACAGAGGGAGGUUCAUUUUCUGCAGCUUGGAGUCCAGCUGCCUAAGGCCUCUCUGAUGGGGGAUCCAUGUCUUUCCUCUGUCACCUUGUCAUGUUGGGUCUCUACCUUUCAUGUCCCUGCCUUUGAUUCUUGUUUGCGGCUGGUGUCCCCCCCCUCCCCCCACGAAGACAAGCAGGUGUGGAGCUGGAGCCUUAGAUCCGGCCUUUCUGUAUGCUCUGGGGCGGCCUGUGCUGCAGGACUAUUUGUUAAAGGUUAAUCACAUUU